AUGGCCAGCCUGCUGACGGUGCCGCCCUGGAAGCGCGUCCUGGACCGCGUCAUGCUGGCCCUGAACGUGCUGUCGCAGGCGGGGCUCCUCGUCGCGUUCUUCGCGGAGGUUCUCCGCCAGAGCCCGGACCGCGCCUCCAUCGCCUUGUUCUUCUUCACGGGCUUCUUCCUGCUGCACUUCGGUCUCUGGCGCCGCAUCGGUUCCGCUGACGCGUUGCGCGAGAACCUGACGCCUUUCCUGAACGUAGCUCAAAGCAUAGAAGAUGACGCACUCAAGGACCUGUAUGCGGACGGGGAGAGUCCCGGCCAGGGUCUGCGCCGCGUGCGCCAACUCACGCCCGUUCUUCCCAAGCUCAUCUUCAUGGCGCGGUGGCAGGCCCCGCUCGUCUCAGUGGUGUUGACGCUCCUGUUCGAGAUUGGAGGCCGCCACAUAGUGCCUCAUUGGCCCAACGGCCAGGGUCGCGACCUGGUCGAGCACUGCACGGUGGUGCUUCACAUCAGCCUCAUCGCCUACGCCGGGAGGGUAUUUUUGGUGACUUGCGCCAUGCAGUGGAUGUCCUCGCUGUGCAUGGACUGCUGCCUCCGGUUGCUCGCCGACCGCGCGGCCAGAGCGCCCACGUGGCACCAGCUGGCCCAGACUGUCCGCCAGCACCACAACCUGCUGACCGGCUUCAACAGAAUACAAAAGUACUUCAGCGAGGACUUGUCGCUGGUCGUGCGACUGAUGCUCUUCCUGGGGCUCAUCGGCGCCCUGCGGAUCGCGUUCGGCGUCCAGGACAUCAACAACAUGGUCAUCAUGGGCAUCGUGUACUCGUACGUGGCCACCAUCUGCGUGGCCGGCGAGCUCCAGGCAAGGGCAAAUCCGAGGGGGCAACCACUCUAGAAAUCUUGUGUC
Messenger RNA from Thrips palmi, 894 nucleotides. RefSeq lists its product as uncharacterized. The record is from RefSeq and is a predicted model, not a curated record. The transcript has 5 exons. Lineage: Eukaryota; Metazoa; Arthropoda; Insecta; Thysanoptera; Thripidae. Bases 1 to 882 code for a protein of 293 amino acids.